AUGAACGCUGCUGACGAUGCGGGUACGUCAGAGGCUGCCUGUCAUGUUGCCAUCGCAAAGUUGAUUGUGUGCAUGUUUAACCUCGAGAUGGAUGCACGUCGACCCACUUGCGGAACUGAGUCCCGAUGGCGUGUGAUUGGUCUGUGGAUCAGAUGGGCUCGUUUUGUGGUGAGCCGGUGCCUUCGUCCACCGGUCGACAGGACAGUCGGGUCGGAUUUGGAUUCCGCGAGCGUCGUCUCGGAAGCCGGCGAGACCGAGUCUCAAAAGCAGUUGAAAAACGAAAAUCCGCAUUUUUUUGGCUACCGUUUCAGAAAAACCAUUUCCCAUCAUCAAGUGCUUCUCUGCAAAAGGGUAGUUGGGCGGCUCGGCCACUUACAGACCAUCUUCAGCCUCUGUCCGAGACAGAAAUACGCCUCGAUUUGGCCUAAAAUCUCCAAGAUCAGCGGUGAGAUUCGCUGCUCCUCUCCGAGCUCACUCAACAACCGCCUGCUCGGUACCAUCUCGAAAGAGGACCUCUGUCAUGAGUCCGGCUGGAUGCCGUCGUCUCUCGACGAUUCAAUGCUCUACGAACCGGAGACGACCGCCCCACCGGAACGCCCAACACAAGUCGAGCAAGUAUUGGUAAGCAGAAAUGUGAACCAGUUUGCGCUUGUGUUGCUUCGGUUUUGUGCUUUCUCACCUCCGCAACCGACGCCAGCAGUUGCCAUUUGCGAAGCUGGCGAUCUCUUCUGA
Protopolystoma xenopodis is the source of this 732-nucleotide messenger RNA. The record is from the annotation of a GenBank genome assembly. Lineage: Eukaryota; Metazoa; Platyhelminthes; Monogenea; Polystomatidea; Polystomatidae.